Camponotus floridanus (Florida carpenter ant) is the source of this 14250-nucleotide messenger RNA. It is a transcript of the gene dati, whose product is annotated as zinc finger protein 853. Gene Ontology annotation, cellular component: nucleus. Gene Ontology annotation, biological process: regulation of transcription by RNA polymerase II. The record is from RefSeq and is a predicted model, not a curated record. The coding region runs from base 692 to 3778 and encodes 1028 amino acids. The transcript is spliced from 13 exons. NCBI's taxonomy places the organism in Eukaryota, Metazoa, Arthropoda, Insecta, Hymenoptera, Formicidae. Gene Ontology annotation, molecular function: DNA-binding transcription factor activity, RNA polymerase II-specific; RNA polymerase II cis-regulatory region sequence-specific DNA binding.
GCAGCGGCCGAGCGAGAAGGAAGAUAGGAAGGAACGGCGGCGAGCGCAGAGGUGUGCCGGCCGUCGAGCUGCUUACCGGAAGGGGUGCGAAAAAGCGGGCAAGCUGCGCCGGAAGGGGGUAGCCCGGGCUUCUCGCGAAGGCCUCAAAAUUUCGGACGCGACGGCGGCCCUGGACCUGCGUGCUCAGACGCAAGCCCAACCAGACUUCGGCCAGCUAGACCACCAGCAGCCGCAGCAUCACCAUCAACAGCAGCCGCCGCAGCAGCAGCAGCAGCAACAGCAGCAACAGCAACCUCAACAACAGCCGCAACAGCAACAACAGCCGCAGCAUCCGCAGCAGAACCAAAAUCCAGAGUCGCGUCCUCACCAUCACUUGCAACAGCAGCAUCACCAUCAGCAUCACCCGGGGAAUCAUCUCCACUCUGGCGAUUCGGGGGGUGGGAUAGGAGGAGGAGGAGGCGGAGGAGGAGGUGGCGGCGGCGGCGGAGGUGGCGGCGGAGGUGGCGGCGGCGCCGGAAGCGCCGGUGGUGUUGCUGUUGUUGCUGGCGGAGGACUGCCCGUCGCCGAGCCGGAUCGGUCCGCGAGGAUCCACGACGACGACGAAGAGGAUAUCACCGAGCGGGAGGACGAGGAGGAGGACGAAGAUCCUUGCAGCUCGCCGGAGCCCGACCUUGAAAACGAAUCCGAACCUAUGGAGAUCCAAGCCUCGGCUGUUACCGCGGCGGCGGCGAAUCUCCACGCGCUACGCCAACACGUAUUCAAGAUGUCGGAUUAUUGGCAGCAGCCACAGCGCGGUCCGCCUCAGCAUUCGCCCGGACUACAGCAUAGUCCUAUCUCGAAUUCGACCCAGCAGCAGCAUCAACAGCACCAGCAGCACCAGCAGCAGGUCCAGCAGAUGCACAGUCCGCUCAGUCAGCAGCAACAGCAACAGCAGCAGACCGCGGUCUCACAGGUACAACAGAACGCGAACGCGACCCUCGGUACCGCGAGUCCGCAACAGCAAUUGCAGCAGCAGCAGCAGCAGCAGCAGCAGCAGCAGCAGCAGCAGCAGCACGCAAUGUCGAUGAAUCAGACCAACCAAGGACCACAGCAUCAGUCUUCCCCGGCACCGACGACGCCGUCGCCGCAGGCGGACCAUCAGGGCGCCAUCGCCUCCAGCAUGGCCCAGAGCCUACACAGUCUUGCGCAAGCACAGCAGACCAUGUCCCAAGCGUCGAGCCCGUCCCUGGCGGUGCAGGCCGUUCAGGCGGCUCAGGCGCUCAAUCAGAAUCUCGGUCAGGCGUUGACUCAGGCGCUCACGCAGAACAUGCAGCAGAAUCUCGGACAGACUCUGCAACACAAUCUAGCGCAGAGUCUGACGCCGAAUCUGUCGCCGCAGCAGCAACAGCAGCUGCUUAACCAGCCGCAGAAUCUGAGCCAAGCGAGUCAAAGCCUGCAACAAAACAUCCAGAACCAGGCGCAAAAUCUGUCGCAGACGCUACAACAGCAAGCGCAAAAUCUGACGCAGAAUCUCGGCCAGGCGCUCAACCAGCAGGCGCUACAGCAGCAGGCGCAAAAUCUCACGCAAAAUCUGCAGCAACAAGCGCAGAAUCUCACGCAGAAUCUACAGCAGCAGGCCCUCAAUAUGGCUGGUACCAUCGCGCAGAACGGCGGCCUCGCCGGGAUGAAUAUGUCGGCCGGUCAACAGCAGAAUUCUCAAAACUCGAUGCUGAGUCCGGGCGCGACCAGCCAGGAUUCGCACGACGCCACACUCACGGAGAAGCUUGUCAACGAAUUGCAGUCUCGUGCCUCUGCGGCGGGGCUUGGAGGUGCAGUAGGUGCCGGCGGUGGUGGAGGAAUGGGCAACAUCAGUGAACGCACCCUCGAGGAAUGCUGGUCUACCCUGCAGCGAUUCUUCUCGCAGAUCUUCAUGCACAAGAACGCGAUGCAGAUGCACGCGAGGGAGCUUGGCGCGGGUGCGCUGACGGCGAGGCCCGGCGGCGGCAUCGCCGGAGGUCUGGCCGGUCUUGGCGUCGGUGUCGGCGUCGGCGUCGGACCCGGCGGCAUGAUCGCCGGCAACGAGGUUAAGCCGCACCAGUGCCAGCAGUGCCUCAAGUCGUUCUCCAGCAAUCAUCAGCUCGUGCAGCACAUCAGGGUCCACACCGGCGAGAAGCCGUACAAGUGCAGCUACUGCGACCGCAGGUUCAAGCAGCUCAGCCACGUGCAGCAACACACACGACUGCAUACGGGUGAACGACCGUACAAGUGCCAUUUACCGGACUGCGGGCGGGCCUUCAUCCAACUGUCGAAUUUGCAGCAACACCUGAGGAAUCACGACGCUCAGGUGGAGCGGGCGAAGAACCGGCCGUUCCACUGCAACAUCUGCGGCAAGGGCUUUGCCACGGAGUCCAGCCUCCGUACUCACACGUCGAAGUGUUCGAAGUACCCAUGGCAACGAUUAAAGGAGUUGCAACAGCGUGUUGUGUUCCAGCAACACGCCGCCCUGAUCGGCGGCCCGAACGCAACCAGCUGUCCAGUAUGCCACAAGCUUUUCCUCGGCGGCGAGGCGCUGAUGGAGCACAUGAAGCACACCCACAAGGACCCGAACGCCUCCGGAGUUGCCAUUCCCUCCGCUGACUGCACAACCUCCGUUGCCGGGGUUUACCUAGCGAAGCGACGGACCGCCAACCACCCGUGCCCAGUGUGCGGGAAGCACUACGUCAACGAGGGUAGCCUUAGGAAGCAUCUAGCCUGCCAUCCUGAGACCAGUCAGCUUAGCACGAGCCUCAGGAUGUGGCCGUGCUCGGUGUGCCAAGCCGUCUUCACUCACGAGAGCGGUCUCCUGAGCCACAUGGAGCAUAUGAGGAUGGACCCGAAGCAUCAAUUCGCGGCGCAGUAUGUGCUAAGCCGCGCGGCCGCCGAAAGGCGGGAGAGAGAGAUCCUCGCGAGCUCGAGUUUAGGAGCGGGUUUGGGCGUGUUGGGCGGAAGUCAGUCCGGAGGACCGCAAAACUUACAACAACCACCAAUGUGCCCGUCGCCGUCGGCCCAUUCGGACAGCAGUAGCGGCAACGGAAGACUGUCGUCGGCCGGUAGUGAACCUGAUUUUUGCGCAGGCACCGGUCUACUGAACAACAAUAACAAUAACAACAACAACAACAUGGCAUCGCCGGGACCGAGCGGCAACAAGCUUAGCGAGAUGUUACGAGCGGGUAGCCAACCGGGCUCGGCGCAGCAGUACCACGACGAGAUGCAGUCGCAGCAACAACGUAUGGCUGUCAUGGCAGCCGCCGUGUCAGCGGGAUUGCAAAAUUCCGUGUCACCCAACCUGUCACCGGUUGACAUGGCGUCGCUUGCGGCGGCCAUGAGAAUGGGCAAUAACGGUGACAUGAGCGGCAGUACUCAAGGAUCGACGGGACCCCAACAGCAAGGGGUGCAAGCGAGCGGGCCAGAGCAAGCUCUGAGAAUGCAUCAGGCGGAAGCUUUGCUCCGUUCCCAAGCCGAAGCUGCUCUUAGACUCGCGGUAUCUCAAGCGGCGGCAGCCGCAGCAAGUUCCGCGGUGGGCGGCGAUGUGAGGCAUCAUUUAGGACAACAUAAUGGAGGUAGCACUUCCGGCAUGCCGGGACAUCAUACGAAUCAACAAAUGUCUCAACAGGAUACCCUAACGCCGGAUCUCGGAGAAGCGUUGCGGCUACAAGAGCAGCGAUUAGAACAGGCUCUUAGGCUCCACGGUGAUCCGCGUGCCCUGAGCUUCACUCUGGCUCAACAUGUCGUCAAUCAGCAGAGCAAUCAGCAACCCUGAAAAUUCAGUUACUACUGAGACGAGUGGACCCCUUGGGCGCCGGAUCAGAUGGCCCUGCAACAAAACGAGCGCAUGAAUCAACAACAAUCGCAAUCGUCGACAGAGCGCUCGACGUCGCUGCACGAUCAACAACAACAGCAGCAGCAGCAAGGUCCGUCUUCCAUCGGUCAUCAUCAGCAGCAGCAAUCACAACAACAACAGCAGCAGCAGCUUGAAGACCGUGGCGUCAAGAGAAAAGCCGACGAAAUGAUCGGUAACUCCGAAAACGCGUAAGAGCAAUCACAUUCGGUUACAGAUAACGAUGACGUUAUCGUUAUCGCCGACGUGAUUUACUCGAGCGCCCAAGUGCGGUCACUAGAUUUUCGCUCAUUGUCUCAGCAGUAAGAAAAUGUCGAGCAAACAAAAAGACUUGGAGGGAAAAUGUGUAAUUCGGUGUCUUCCUACUCGGAUAGAACCGACAUGGCCGGACCAACCGGAAACCGACCGAGAGGACAUCCGUCUCUCUCGGCCGACGAACUCUCCGGAUGGGACUGUGCUAAGAGGAGAGUGAGAAUACGUAUGCGUAUAGCAAUCCGUUGCACGGCGCGAGGCGGAAGGAUCGCGGUGGCGAUGGCCGUUUCUCGCGAUUUCCGCGUAAUUCCCGCGCGAUAUUCGCGCGUCGUUGUUCCUACACCGGUCCUGGAUCAAGAAUCUUCCGAACGGAUCUACGACGGCGUUAUUCACGUCGGAGUGUUUCGUCAAGAUUCUCAGGACACGUCGCCACCGCCGUACCGCCGCCUCGACUUCCGAAACGUGCCAUAAUAACUAACGAGAAGCUGCUGAAGUAAAAAAACAGUAAGCCAUCCCGGGCGUCCUGUCCCGGGAUGCACCCCGAGGUACUAUGAUCUUUUUAGUACAAGAGCCGAUCAAGCGAUACGCGACGGUUAUCGAGGAUCCAACGGGCGAUCCUCGACCGUCCCGUAUGGCCGGGCUCAACAAAUCUAAACUACUAUAUAAAUAUUAUACAUAGAUACGUCUAUCUCUACCGAACCGCGCUUAAAAGGUUCCACUCCUUCAACCCCUAAUCUUAGAAGAAAACUCCCGUAAUGCUUAAAGCAAAUUACACACCACCGCAACACCCACGUACGAAGGCUCAUCGUCAUCUUAGUGUGCGUCGCGCGGUCGCGGUGGACAUUUCACCAUCACCGGUGGUGCCGUGUCGCCGUGUUGUACGGUUGUUAAUUAUAUACGUACUGAAAUCCCCUUCCCCGUGUGUGUGACAGACGGACCCAACGCGAUCCGUACGGACGUUCCCUCACCUGCGAGCAACGUUUCGCGCCACGACGACAAAGGGACGUUGACAUUUCGCGCUCGAGAAACGAACGUCGUCGGACGUACACGCGUUGAAACAGAUACGUACGCACACACACGCCAAAACACACACGGAAAUACACACAGAGAUACACAUAUGUACAAUACAACUCACACACACAUAUAUAAAUAUAUAUAUAUAUAUAGAUUAAAACUCAUCAGCAGCACACUUUUAAGGUGAAGAUAUAAUGCGCGCAACUUGUGCUCGUCGGUAGCACGAAAACUAUUAGCUCAUAAGCGAACAAACAAAAUAUAGUUAUUACAAACAGUUAUAUUAUAUAUAUUAUAUAUACAUACAGAGUAUGAAGAGAGAAAGAGAGUAUGACACAGACAAAAAAAUCGGGCGAAACCCUUCACACUUACACGUUUAAUUGAAGAAAAUACGGUAAGCGUGAAAGAGCAAGCACUUUUCGUGAGCAAAACACGCGACGGAGAAGAGAGAAAUAAAAAAACUAAAUGCUAAAUAUUAUAUAUAUAUAUUAUAUAUAUAAAUAUUAUAAAUAAUGAAUAUAUAGGGUCUAUGAGACUAGGAUAGUUAGGCGAAAGGGAAAUAUGAGUGAAUGCGGAGCGCGCGCCCCCGUAAGUUUUACGUGAUCUCAAGCAUUGUCGAUGAGAGAAUGUGACAACUCGGAGAAAAACGAAGAGCGCGAGGAGAAGACGUGUGCGAAAAAGAGCGAACGAAAUUGAGAGAGCGAGAGAGAGAGAGAGAAAGAGAGAGAGAGAAAGAAGGAAUAUGUGAAUGAUUUUACGAAUGAACGACCUUGGGAUCAGCGUAAAUGCGCGGGCGCGCCAUCGAACGGAUGAACAGAUUGAAUGAACGUGAAUGCUUCGUGAGCAUCAAGGAAGAGCGAAUGCGAGGAUGAGAGUGAGAUUUUAGAAUGGCGUGCUUCAGGUAAUCUGAGGUCCUGUGAUCGUUAUAAGCGAAAUAUUUUUUUAUUUCCGGGUAAUAUAAUCUAAAACGCGUAAAACUUCUUGCGUCGUUUUGAACUUUUACUUGCAAUAUACCGUUACGUUCUCGCAAUACUUAGGAUGAAGAAGAAUAAGAAGAAGACGAAUAGAAAUAAAGAAGGUGGAUGAACAAAAAGAACAAACAAAAAAAAAUACGAUACGAAGAUGAGGAUGACGAGGGAGAGGAAGAAUAUGAAAAAACAAAACUCGUAGGUUUGAUCGUGGAGCGAACUUUUAGAGACUCGGCCUUGCCCUCCUGAAAAAACGUUCCCCCUUUACGCGUUCCCAUCAAUCUAAAUCCACCAAAUUUUCCUUCACCUUUCCCCAUCUCUUCGAACUUUUGACAAAACUUACGGAUCGUCCGUACUUUCGAUGGAGUUAUCUUUCGAUGAGAGACCAGACGAGACGCUGACUGGAGAGAAAUAUGUUUGACAUUUGAUUGAAAAUCAUUUUUCGACAUAGAAUAACGGAAACGCGGAUUCUCAAAAGAAAACAAAACCGACGGAAAUAGACAGGUGAUUCAAAAAAAAAAAAAGAAAAAUAAAAAGAAGAAGAUAAAAAAUAUUGGAAACUCGAUUUGAUGAGCAUUCACCUACGAUACGAUUCGAUUUCUUCAUUUCUUCGACUGGCAAUCGCGGAUUGAUAGAAUGCGGAAUUGAAUGAUAGCGUGUCGAAUUUUUUCACAUUUCUGGACAUCAACAUCGACCGCGUUACUGUUGUUGUUGUUGUUGUUGUUUUCAUCCGAAAAUUCUCGACGAAAUCUUUCGUUUUUGACCGACUCGAUUUUGAAAAACACUCCGGCACUAUUUGAUCCUUGCUUUUUACCAAAAAAUCCCCCUUCUCUUCCCAUUACUAUAUUUAAAAAAAAAUUGAAAUUUUGUUUGAAAUAAAAUUUCGCCUACGAAUAUAAAUAGUAAAAUUUUUCUCUCGUUGUGUCUUUAUGUGGAAAUGGCAUUUUCCAAAAAAAACUCUUCAAAAUAUUUUUUUAAAUACUCUCAAUUCUCCUAUUCAUAGUCCCUCUUUCAAAUCCCUUUGUUCGCCGAAAUUACGAAAGUAACCUAACGUCGUCAUCUUCGUUGAACGUAAAAAACACGCGCCGAAAAGCCGCCGGAUAGCCAGGCUUUUUGACCAUCUGGGACGAGAGAAGGAAAGAUUGCUAAAGGAUUCAUCGUCAAAGCUACAUUAACGAUCGCACUCGUCUCGCGAUCGGAACUCGACGGGCACGUCCGAUAUGUUUUCGAAAAAUUUGUGACUCUCGAAAACGUCUUUAUUAUUAUUGAGAUCGAUUAUUCGCACAAAAUCAAUUCGGAAAAUUUAUAAUCUUUAUUAAAAUCUUUGGAUUUACCUUUAUUUUCGCGAGAAAGAAAAUACUUUAACAGAGGGCCUCCCUCGAGUUCCGGGGAUCGCAACCGCGGGUCGAUUCAUUGAUCGUUAUUAUUAAAGUUUUUGCGUUACAGGGCGUUUUUUCCUCGGAUUAUGUAGUAUGUAAAUACACCUUGAUAUCACAAGCAUAAACUGAGAAUUUACUGGUAAACUUAAACGAACGUACAUAAUGCGAAAUAGGGUUAGUUUCUAUGUAAAUACCUAAAGCUGGACGAGUGCAUACACCUCGUUCACGCAACCAACGAUAAUCGUUUCUUAUCAAACCAGAGCUUCUGUUCGUUAUCGGUGCGUGUCCCUGAUGAUCGGCGAUUGCUUCCGUCUGUUCGAUAUUCCUAUUCAGAAAAGCAGAUUUAACAUCUCAAGGAAGGAUCACGCGCGGAAGUGUUCACCGUCUGUCUGGGACAUCACCGAUCGGGAAAUUCUUUUUUUUUUCUCGACACCGAUACUCUGACACAUUAAUACACUUACACACAGACACUCACAUCAUACGGCAUUGCGAUGGAUUGUACAGUUACGAUGGGAACACACGAAAUACCUAAAAUGCAAUCUUCGUACACUUUGACGCCCACAUAACAUCGUAGAGACCAAUUUUUCGGAAAGUUUUCAUUAAAUAAUAUAAUCUUGUUUUUUUGAAAAACACAAAAGUCACAAAUAAUCAGACACGAUUAGGACGAGUUAGUAUAGCGAAAGUUUGAAGCGCUUCUUUUACGAGAUGUAGCGUACUGCAGAAAAUUAAGAAUGAAAGAAUUAGAAAAAAUCUGAGAUAAAAAAGAAAAUGCAAAAUUUCUAAAUUUCAGCGUAAAAAAAUCGAAUGAAAAUAAAACCGAUAAUUGUGAGUUUGAAGAGUGAAACGAUGGAGUGGAUGAAGAGAGCUUAGUUAGGCAAAGCUGUUUAGGCACGUAUCGCGCGACCGUAGCAAAAUUCUCGUUGGAAAUUGCAAAAUAUUCGAAACGAAUUCCAAUCUAUAACAAUUUUCAAAGAAUGCAAUUUUUAUUUCACGGUCUCUAAUCACGAGCGUCGAGAGGUAUCGAGAAUGAUGCAUGAAACGGUAGUAAGAGCGCGAAAGAAUGAAGCAAGAAAGGAUGAAAAGAGAGAUCAGCGUUACUACUUACCAUCUCACUAUCACCAUCACAAAAAAUUUUUAAUAAAACAACAACAACAAAAUACAAAACACUACCACCACUACCACGUCGAGAUCCUUCAUGAUGAUCGCGGUCAUGAAACGAUUGAUAGACGGCUGUUUUCUACCGGUGCAUCCUGCCGUGCGCCGAGGGUUGCUUUUUUUAAUUAACGAAGCGACAUAAAAGAUCGGGACGGGAUGGUUCUCAAUCUUUUUCCGAUCGCCAAUUAAAAUGCACAUCUCGCGCGAGAAGGAAGAAUUCCCAAGGCGCCGGCCCGUGCCCCGCGAACGUGUAUCAUAAUUUUAAAUUUAAACGAAAGAUAAUGCAAAAAAAAAACACACACAAGCGCGUUAAACAAUAGAUCUAGUAGUGUAUGUUCUGUAAUCAACUGAGACGUAAGCGAAGAUAAAGACAAGAUAAUAAUAAUAAAAAAAAGCGGGUCACACCGCGGAAAAAGCACAAAAAAAAUAAUUUACAAAUAUAUUGAUUUACAUAUGCCCGUAACUCGUAAGAGGGCCGGUGGCGCAAACGCGUCCGCCCGCGUGAGAUUUUCGGGCCCUACGACGGCGAUGAAGGAGAGGAGACGGCGGGACACGCACACGCAACGAGAGCGUUCGCGAGUCGCGACGCAAAGAACCAGCUCGCAUAAAGCGGAAGAAGCGCUCGAGGAGCGCGAGAGACAUCGUGAGAGGAGAUCGCGAGCGAUUGGAUCGUCCGUUUUCGUCGCGAGAGACGCGGCGAGCCGCGCAAAGACAAGGAUGAAGUAGAAGCGGUCGAACCGCGACGGAGGGACGAGGAAAGAGAAAAAAGGACAGAGGCUCACGUGCGUCUAACGACGGGAAAAUCCGGAGAAGGAAACCCCGACAGACGUCACGGACGAUCCGAAGAUACAAAAAGCGCUCCCGACCGUAGCCCACUCGUGGAAACGCGACCCAAGUAGUCGAGAAGGGGCCCAGGGAUGAUUUAAUAAGAAAUAUAUACAUAUAUAUAUAUACGAAAAGGUAUAUAUAUAUAUAUACAAUGAUGAAAAUCCAUAGCGCGACGUCGCCUGCAAAAUCGGCCCUAACCAUAAUCUUAAUCUCUUUCAUGUAAAUUUGCUAAAUGUUUAAAUAAUCUAAAAAGUGCCAUAGCCCGGAUGCGCUGGUGCAUACUCCCAGCGCAUACACACUCACAAAUACGACUCGAUCUUCACGAAUCAAACGCAAAAUCCGCGGAUCCGCGCGUGCCUGAGCGCGCGCACGGCCGCGGUAAAAUUGGUAUUCUCGCCAAGGAACAAAUACAAUGUACAACAGCGACAGAAACCAACGCAAACAGGACACCCGCACAAGAUGAACGGCGCGCGAUCCGCGUCGCGCGUCCCGAUGACACAGAUCAAAGCAAAGUUGCCCUGGUUCACGAGCGUGCAACCCCGCGCGCUCAAACAUAUUUCAAUACACGAGCGCGAGACGCGCUCACACACACGUAUACAAGAUACAGUUCUACACUAUUUUCUACACAAAAGCACACUUGUCUACACUAUAAUUACACACGCUACGGAUAUGUAAAGCCAAUUAAUUUUGUAAAUUGCCCAAAAAAGGAUUUUUAAAAAGCUACGAUUCGGCCUCGUGUAAUAAUAUAUUUUCACGCGCGUCAUGCAAAUAACGCCGAUUCGUCUCGAAAAAGCUUCCCGGACCUCUCUCGAUAAAGAGAGGGAGAUGGCGCGCUUUUCAGACGGAGACGCGUCAUUUCGGGCGUCGUUGAAAAACGUUGAUCGAUUUCUCAUGGUAAUUUGAAAAAUAAAAAUUUUGUGGAUGACACGACAGCACACGCGUUUGUGCUCUCAAUACAAUGUAAUGUAUAAACGGAGCAAAAUUCGCGGCCUUUGGCAUACGUUUGGAUGCAGUACCGAUGAUGAACGGAGCGUGCACGCUCGUGCGAGAUUAGCGCGAGUGCGCACGCCCAAAACGCAUCCCGGACUUGACACGAGAGUACCCGGAUGUGACGUGUGGGCGGCCUCUUCGUCGGGCUACGAAUCCCGACGACGGACAGGUGGCGAGGUGCCAAAGAAUCUCGUCAACGAGAGUCGACGAGAGAAGCGAGACAAAGAGAGAGAGAUAUACACGUAUGUAUAUAUCUCGAGAGGAGAGAAGCGCGAGGAGCAAUAGACGAAGUAACGAACAAAGUUCGUGUUCCCUUUGAUCGAAAGAGAAAAAGAGAGAGAGAGAGAGAAAGUGAGAAAAAGGCACCUUGGAUGCCACCGGGAGAGACCCCUGUUCCACGAGAUGCAAUCACGAAAGGUGUAAUAAUCACAUAAGGAACACACACAACCAAGAGGAAUGUGGCAGCGGCAAUUGCAUAAGGGCCGUUGUUCGAGUGCGGCUUUACAAGCAAAAACCGUUGGUUUGUUUUUGAUCGGGUUUUAAUUUUUUAAUGAAAUAAUCUCACGACGAAUAUAUAUGACGUACGAUCGCGCGCGCGCGCGCGCGCCCGCCGCAAAGAUUUGCAGCGGAGCAGCAAAGUGCUUACGCGGCAAUAUUUAUGGGGGCAACACGGCACGACGUACGACGUAUGUGCAUAUUAUUCGUGGCAGUGUGUAUCGUAAGUGCGCAGCAUAUGAUAAAACCGACAGUCUAGCAGUGCGAGCGCCUCGGCGGCAUUCGCGUUUUCACGCGGUGUCUCUGACCGAGCCUCCGUGAUUAAAAACCGGAAUAAGUUGUUUCAAUGUCCACUAUAUAAAAUGAAAGAGCCAUAGUUGUUAAGGCGAUGGGCUCCGGCGUUCGGCGAGUCGACUCGACCUCGCAUUAUCGCGUUCGUCCUGGCCCCAGCGAGAAAACUUCGAGAGAGAUGACGGCGGCGAGUCAACGGGGAAAAAACGCGCGAGAGCAAGAUUUUAACGACCGCGAACAUUUCGGCAUUUCCAUCAAAAUUACGAGGUUCCUGGCAGAUCGAAACGAUCGAGGUAGCCGAGACAAUCCGACACGGGAAUUUGGCGUCUAAAUAAAGUAUUUGGAAAACAAAAUUUUACUCUCCGAUUCAUAUUCUCGCCACAUUUUUCACGUUAAAUGCGACUCUCCGAUUUUUCUUCUCGUCUCUUAACAAGAGAACGACAUUUAAUAUGCCGGUAAAAAGGGAACGAAAGUCGAAUGUCGCGUUUGGCGCUAAGCGUGUGUAGGGAAAAUAUGGAUCUUUAUCUCGGCUACACCAAGCGGAAGGGAAAAGGAAAGAGCAAGACGGUAGGAUAACAUCGGAAAAGGAGAGAAUCCAGAGACUCUAAACCUUAUGAUCGAUCGAAGUCGUGAAGAAGUAGCGACUGCCAUGAUCCCAAACCAUCUAUAUCGACAAUUGUCAAUGGUCGACAACGACGAGCGUGCGGACCCAUCGCGCUGUCUCAUCACGGACAGAUCAUGCGAAUACGAAGAUACCUAUCGAUUAGACUCGACUUGGCACGAUCGUAUCGCGUGAUCUCCGUGAUGAGACGAUACUCUUUUCAAAAUAUUCUUCAUAUUUCCGUUCAGGAGAAUGCGUUUCUUUCAACCUGAACCUGAUCAACCCCCCGUAUGCGUGUCCGAGGUGAAAAACCGAGUCCAUUUAUUCGGUGUUGAACGAAAAAAUAAAAAAAAUAUAUUCAUCGCAAAAGAAAUAUGAAAAAAUUGCGAAUGUACGUGGAAAGCGAGUAAUUGCGAAUCGGCUAAUAAAAAAAAGAAGACGGGAUACGAAAAUGAAUACGAAUCAGUGUAUUGUCCGCUGAGUGGGUGCCUUCGUUAGGGUUUUCCGUUACAGUAAACAGACAGAGUUCUCAAUAUAACUCACAAUUAGUAGUGCUAUGGUAGAACAGUAAUCACAAGUGUACCGCAGUUAAACAAUUAAAUAAGUAAGUAUACGGGAAGCACGUGGUCUUUUUCAGUGUCUGCAGAAUCUCGUCGUACAUCAUCUACCGCUAAUCGGGUAGUGACACGACCGGAAGUAUACCGGAUUCAUUUCGUGCGCAACCUCCUACCCCUCCGAUCCCGAUCCCUUCGUUUAGGUAAACAUUUCUUCCUUUCCCCUCCCCUUUUUUUGGACCUCGAACGACCGGGGCGAAAAAAUUCGAUUAUCGAGAGAAAGACAUCCUAAGAGCAAAAUUUAAAGAAAUUACCCAACCUCACCAAAAACCGGUCGCUCACAAUCCCUCCUUUCACACGAUUCAAUCGUCAUUUAACGAAUAAAUAUGAUAAUAAGUGUACUAAGUGUCUGUAGUUUAGCCAACGUGUACGUUGUAUACUCUGAGGUAGGCGCGAGGAAGCCGAAGAGGGAGAUAGGAUGUGAAUGAGCUAGAGCAGAGUAAAGAAAGGAGAGAGGUAGACGAUUGCACGGUGGAGCCAUAUUUAACUAACUGAUAACGAUUAAUUAAUUACAGUAAUCAUUCAAGAUGACUUAAUUAACCGUACCGCAUACACACAUGCAUAAUUAUUAAUUACACGUACUCCAGUAUUAUAAGUAAGGCCGCUAAUGCGGUAGCGCCGCGCGUACCGCGCGCACCGCCUUUAUCCAAUAAAUAAAUCGCGGAGGCACUCACUACGGAACACGACGAGCAGGGACUCUAGGACUCGGAUGCGGAUCGGAGGGUACCUGAACACGCGAGCCGCGAUCGUCCAGAGAUCGAAACUGUCCGCAACAUAUUGUUCAACGUGAGGGAAUUAAAAAACACGAAGCCAAGUUUUCUCCAAACAAACUUAUCCGGCUUUUCUCCGACGUCGGACGAUCGAAGAAUUAUACAUUCGAAUUAUUUUCGGCAGUUCGAGACGCCUGAAACGUUGGUUUCAGCCGCCAGUUCGCUCGACAUCAUCCGUGUCAGGCAACGCGUGUUCAGGUGUCCCGUAUCCCCGUUACUUUAUCAGUCUUUCAAGUGCAACGUUGAGUUAUUUCACUUACAGCGUUGUUUUUCUACACAAUACAAAAUACCCCACCACCCAUCCCCACCGGCGAACCAAUUCACCUCAUCACGCUCCCGCAGGAACAAAGCAUCCCUUUCAUCCACUACUCCCCACUCAUUCCCCCUCAUAUACAAUGUUGUUUCACGUUCGUUCGCGAUGAACUUGGUUGCGAGUUCGACGGCAACUACGCUCCGUUCCUCAUUAGACAAAAUUAAAAAUUAAAAAUUAUCAAGCAAGUUUCUUUUUUUUACAUAAUUUUUAAAUAAAAUAAACAUUUUUGAAAUGCUCAUGAAAGAAUAUCAUUAAGAAAGUUUAUUUUCGAUAUCUUCUCUUGAAAAAGUACUUUCAGAAAUUCCAGGAAGUUUCUUGCAAAAAAUGAUCCAAUCGAUGCAUUUGCAUCUUUGAUCGUGGAACGGAGCGUGCUUGACCUCGACUCCGAAAAUAGCGAACGUUAAGUUUCAGAAUUCAGACUUUUACGUACAGUUAGUUACCGAGUAAUACAGCGCAAGUUAUCGUUAAUUUUCGACGCGCAGUCUCGUCGCGACGAGGGUGAUUUAAAAAACAACCUCACCUGCAGUAUAUUCGGAUCGCGAAGAGCGCGACGAGAAUGCGCGUGCAGGUUUAAUGGUAUCGAUUGAGUUUGGUCGAAGUCCCCUUUUGGGCAAACACACCGACGCACUUCCGGUCCCGCCGGCCUGCAUCGUUCGACGGAAAUUUAAAAAAUAAAAGAAGAAAAAAAGGGAAAACAUUAUCUCUCGAGCCUCCGAAAAGAUCGCGA